This is a messenger RNA of Puma concolor (puma), 3258 nucleotides long. Lineage: Eukaryota; Metazoa; Chordata; Mammalia; Carnivora; Felidae. The record is from RefSeq and is a predicted model, not a curated record.
AUGGAGACCGGAGUGUCAGAUGUCAGCAACCCCUUUUCAGUAGAAGGUGACAGCCUGAUCCUGGGUCUCGACUUGUAUGAUGCCGACAGCUAUGACGUCCCGGAUCCAGGGCUGCUCAAGGAGAAGAAUGAGUCGUUUUCGGAGCCAGUCCCGGGGCUUUUUACCAGCAGCUUGCGGUGGCAGAACAUGACCCCGCGCGCCCGUGCCCGCCAGCUAUGGCUACUCCUGCGUACAGGCCUCCGUGACUUCGUGGAAAAGGAAAAGAGAGCCGAGCUGUGCGUGGGCCGCUUGACACACGGGCUGGAGCCGCUGCGCCGCCUGACGGUGGCAGCUGGGCUGCGCUCAGUGGCGCAGGACCCAGCGGGCAGACGCUUCGUGGUGCUGGAUGGUGCGGGCCGCCUGCACCUGCACAGAGAAGACGGCUGGGCUUACGAGAAGCUAUGUGCCCCAGCAGUGCUCACGGGGCUGGUGGCGGUGCCAGGCCCUCUGGGUGCUGUGGGCCGCUUUGUGGGCUGGGGCCCCGAGGGGCUGGCCAUACUAAGGCCUGACCUCAGCCUGCUGUGGCUGAGCAAGCCAGGGGUGGGCAGGGUGCCGGGCCACCAGCCCGUCUGCUGUCUGCCGGUGCCCAGCCUGGGGCUGUUGCUGGUGGCAGAGGAAGGAGGCAGCCUGGUGCUCUGGAAGUUCCGUUCAGGAGGCCGCUGCCUGGUGCCGUGUGGGUCACCUCUGCAGCUGCCACCAAGCCCUGCAGGUGCAGUCACCCGUUUGGUUCUCGGGCCCUUGCCCUCCCACCAAGCCCCAUGCUGCUUCGCGGCCUGUGGCUCGGCUGUGCUCACCUUUGCUCUGGACAGCUGGGCUCUCGUAGACGUGCGCCGGGACCUGCAUAAAACCACCAUCUCGGACCUGGCCUACUGCAAGGAGGUAGAGGCCAUGGUGACGGCUUCUCGAGACAGCACAGUGAAGGUGUGGGAGGCCGACUGGCAGGUCCGGAUGGUGUUCGUGGGCCACACAGGCCCAGUGACAGCUGUGGCCGUGCUGCCAAACACCGCCCUAGUCCUGUCAGCCUCGCAGGAUGGGACGCUGCGCACGUGGGACCUGCAGGCGUCAGCACAGGUGGGCGAGGUGGCGCUGAGCAGCCGGGGCCGAGGGGUGCCAUCUGGGCACGUGAACCGCCUGCUGGCGCCCGCUGGCCCCGGCUGGCCAGUGCUCUCUUUGAGCGCGAGCAGCGUGGAGCUGUGGCUCCUUCGCGAGCUCUACUCGCCGUUGGCGCAGCUGUCAGCGCAGGUGCUCCACCUGCAGACCGCGCCCGCGCUGCCCGCGCCCGCGCACCCGCCGCUGCCUAUGCGCCUUGUGUGCGCAUGCGCCGAUGGCUCGGUCUACCUCGUGUCGGUCGCCACCGGGCGCACGGUGAGCGCGCUGCUGCUCGAACCGGAGGACGGCGCAGCCUCGCUGCUUUAUUGCCUACCGCGCGAAGCACUGUGGCUGCUGACACGCGCCGGACACCUGGUGUGUGCCAACGCUGCACGAUGCCCCAUGCGCGUGCUAAACCGGGUGUGCCCGCCCCCGGCCCCUGCGCCCAGGCCCUGCUGCCUGCACCUAUACAGCCACCUCACAGACCCCAGCAGCGCAUUCGCCAGCUGGCAGAUCGUACGCCAGCAUGGGGGCGAGCUGUGCCUCGGUGACCUGGCCCGACCCCGGAAGGACAAAAACCGGUACCUGCCCGUGGUGGGGCACACGGAUGGCACCCUAUCGGUCCUUGAGUGGCGCUGGUCGAAGCCCGUCUUCCAAACCGAGGCACACAGCCCGGGCCCCGUCACCGCCAUUGCAUCUACCUGGAACUGCAUCGUGUCCUCUGGCGGAGACUUGACCGUGAAGAUGUGGCGUGUCUUCCCCUAUGCUGAGGAAAGCCUCUGCCUGCUGCGAACCUUCUCUUGCUGCCACCCGGCGACGGUGCUCUGCGCUCUGGGGAAGCGGGUGACUGUGGGCUUUGAGGACCCAGACAGCGCCACCUACGGCCUGGUGCAGUUUGGCCUGGGCAACAGCCUCCGCUACGAUCACCGGCCCCAGGAUGACCCCACGGACCACAUCACUGGCCUGUGUUGCUGUCCCACACUCAAGCUGUAUGCCUGUUCCAGCCUGGACUGCACCGUCCGCAUCUGGACAGCCGAGAAUCGCCUGCUGAGGCUCCUGCGGCUGAAUGGCGCCCCUCAGGCCCUGACCUUCUGCAGCGACAGUGGGGACCUGGUGCUGGCUCUGGGCUCCCGACUCUGCCUGGUGUCCCAUAGGCUCUACCUGCCCACAUCUUACCUGGUUAAGAAGCUAUGCCGGAAGGUCCCUGAUGUGGUGGAUGACCCUCCCCUGCCACUGACCACCCAGGAGUCGCUGACCUCAGCCCAGCUGCAGAGGCUCGCCAGCUUACGUGGGGUGGCCAGUCUUAGCACGGACUUGUCUUUCAUCCAUCACCAGACGGCCACAUCUCAGCAGCCAGUGUUGGAGGAGGUGGGGAGGCAGUGCGCCCCGGGACUCGCGCACGCGCGCACGCUCGCCGGCGCGAAGACCGCUGGGGGCUGGAGUUCUGAAGGCCCCGACACGGCGCCGGUCACAGAGCGGGCACCUACCUGCUUGCGCAGCGCUCAGUGUGGCCGGGCCGGGUCUGGCCGGUUGACUUCGGCGCGGGUAAGGAGGCGGUGUGGGCUCCGGGCAGCUCGGGCUCCUCAGGACCGGAGGGCGGCGCCGCGGCCUCCGUUCGGGCCGCACUGUAUCCGGGGGAAGAAGCUCCGCGACGACGUCCCGUUACUCCCGGCCCUGCCGGCCCUGCCGGGCUGCCACCGCGACAUAGCCUCGCCCCUGGAAGGCGACCGACUAUCGCGACCGACCUGCCCGCCGACCGCCACAGAAGGCCCGAGAGAGCAAAGGACCGAGCGAGCGACCUCUGCCUCCCCGGGCCGGACAACAACAAGCGUCCGCAAGGCCCGGCCCCCCGCCCCUGAAUGGCCUGGUCCAGCCGCCGGGAUCGAGAGCUCGGCUAGCCAUUGGGGGCGUCUCCCGCCGUUCACUCCUACCGUCCACGUCUACUGGCUGCCCUGCCUGUCCGUCACUCUUCGAGGCCGUGCGAUCCCGCCUCCCUUCCUGGCGCUCAUUGGCUGCGCCUCCUCGCUCAUCCCGCCCCUGGUGUCAGCCCGCCUUCCCAGGAGUGGCUGGCGGACCAACGCGGGGCCCGCCCGCCGGGCAACCUGCGUCUCGGAAGGAGUCUGGGAAUAG